This is a messenger RNA of Ornithodoros turicata, 2106 nucleotides long. RefSeq names its product phosphorylase b kinase gamma catalytic chain, skeletal muscle/heart isoform-like (gene PhKgamma). Gene Ontology annotation, cellular component: phosphorylase kinase complex. Bases 213 to 1409 code for a protein of 398 amino acids. The record is from RefSeq and is a predicted model, not a curated record. Gene Ontology annotation, biological process: glycogen biosynthetic process; protein phosphorylation. The transcript has 15 exons. NCBI's taxonomy places the organism in Eukaryota, Metazoa, Arthropoda, Arachnida, Ixodida, Argasidae. Gene Ontology annotation, molecular function: phosphorylase kinase activity; calmodulin binding; ATP binding.
UCCACUCGAUGCCUUCCACACAUAGCCGUUUUGAAACUGGGCUACGCGUGAUAAUUUCGAGCUUGCACGGAAGACAGCCUGCGGUAUCAAACUUAUUCUGGACACAAAUUAAAAGGCCUCCUUCUGUUCCAUUGUUUUGGAGAGGGGUCAGUUAAAAUACGACGUGCAAGGCUACGCAUUCGUCUCUUUGUCACUAACAACGCGCACAUGCCAUGGUAAACCAACCUGUCCAAGAGGACGAUCUUCCUGGGAAAGAUGUUGCGAAAGAGUUUUACGCAAAAUACGAGCCCAAGGACAUCUUAGGAAGAGGGGUAAGCAGUACAGUGAGACGAUGCAUCAACAAGGAAACAGGGAAGGAAUAUGCGGCAAAAAUUAUCGACAUAAGUGCUGACAAUGAGGCAGGAGGUCCAACUAGCCUCUUAGUAUCAACCCGACGAGAAAUAGAUAUAUUACGAUUGGUCUCUGGUCAUCCACAUAUAAUUGAGCUGCGUGAUGUGUUUGAAUCUACAACUUUUAUUUUCUUGGUCUUAGAAUUAUGCAAGAACGGAGAACUCUUUGACUACCUGACAAGUGUUGUUGCCCUCUCGGAAAAGAAAACAAAGAGUAUUAUGAAACAGCUAUUUGAGGCGGUAGCUGAAAUACAUUCUAAAAACAUAGUUCAUCGUGACCUGAAGCCUGAAAAUAUACUCCUAGAUGACAACUACAACAUUAAGCUGACUGACUUUGGAUUUGCUAUACGGCUCAAGGAAGGAGAAACGCUUAGUGAACUGUGUGGCACUCCCGGUUACCUGGCACCCGAACUGCUCAAAGCGUCAAUGUACGAGGGUGCGCCUGGUUACGGCAGGCAGGUAGACAUAUGGGCCUGCGGAGUAAUUAUGUACACACUGCUCGUUGGAUUCCCGCCGUUCUGGCAUCGGAAGCAGAUGGUGAUGCUGAGGAACAUCAUGGAGGGGAAGUACGAAUUUUGUAGCCCCGAGUGGGACGACAUCACAGAGGCCCCCAAGGAUCUCAUUAGGCGACUGCUUGUGGUGGAUCCCAAAAAGAGGAUCGAUGCUAAAACUGCCUUGGAGCACCAGUUCUUUCAGGCUGUGAAACGCACUGCCGUUCAUGAAGCCGUCACCACAGGGAGGAAGUUUGAAGCCAAGAAGACAUUCAGGUUUGGAAUCCUGUGUGUCCGAGCCUUGAUACGAAUCAGGAGGCUGAAGUACACGCCAGAACCCCUCUCGCUAGAAAUAGCCCGCACCGACCCGUACCGUAUCAAGACUCUACGCAAGGUGAUCGACGCUUGUGCCUUUAGAGUUUAUCAUCACUGGGUGAAGAAAGGUGAAGUUCAAAACAGGGCCGCCCUCUUUGAGAAUCGUCCAAAGGUUGAACUACGGCAGCUUUACGAAGAAGGCAGAGUCAUGUGACCCUGUCACGUGCGGAUCUCAUUGUUCUUGUCGUAUCAUACCAUCACCACAGAUCAUGCCUAGCUUUUUCAAAGAGUGUUCCAUAAAAGUAGGACUUGACUCGUCUGUGUGCUCAGCAUGACUUGGCACUCAUCUUUUCCGGACAAAGCACUUAAUUUUUGUUCUACGCUAAUAGCGAAGAAAAAAGACAAAUAGUGCACGAGGUUGUGUAUUGCCUAGCAUAGUUCCUUUUCAGUGCAAUGUAGAUUUUUUUAGUUCUUGUUGUGUUGUUACUAAGCCUAAACAAUUAAAAAUAUGCAAAGCAGCUUUUUCUUUUUUUGGAUGGAGGGAGGGGGAAAUGCUUCUAAGAUAUGAAACUUUUAGUUGUAGAAAGUAACUACUUCAAUGCCCCUACAAUGAUGGUGCAGUUUCCCACUUCUCCUCCAAUCCAAUACGAGUUUUAUUAUAGUUUUUACCAUAUGUUUACAAAGCUGCAAAGGUGCUGUCUGGAGGACUGUUCUAUUUAUUCCUAAUUUAUCGCAAGGGCCGAAGUCAUCGAGCUGCUUGUAAAUAAAUGCUUAGCCAGUCUAGUCUUUGUCUUUCCACUGCCUAACAACGUGCGCUGUCGCAGUAUGUUACCCAAUUAUACUGGAAUUUGAAGCAUUUUUAUACUGCAACAAAAAUGAAAGAUGCAGAAAAUAAAACUUGUUGAGAAUCA